AUGUCUUCUACCAUCACAGAAUCCGUUCCGGCCACAACCACUAAAAACCUCGCCAUAACCACGCCUUUCGUGCAGCCGCCAGACUGUUCAAACCAAUGGACUACGACAAAAACGUCGCACCGGUCUCUUGUUUCAAUCUCCGGCAGCGAAGUAUACCGCGACGUCAUAUCGAAGGUCUCUGUCUCUGCUCCCUCAUCAUCAUGCUAUCCCUCUGGAUGGGACCGCGUCGCAGAGUACAGCCGGCUCAAUUUCAGCCCGGGCGUGUGCCCCGAAGGAUGGACGUAUUAUAGCAUGGCACACACAUACACCGAGGGCCCUACAUCAGCUUACUGCUGCAAUAGGUGGAGUGGAUUCAAUUACACUCGGGUCAAUGGAAUGGCGUGCGCCGCAUGGCGCCCAAAGACCGAAGCCCUUUCCAACCCCGAGGACGCGAAAUCGGACCAAGUGCUCAUGAUACAUACACCAUGGACCGUGACUUGGGAUGCAUCUGAUACUGCGACCUUGACGCCAAAGCUACCGACAUUGGCGAGCCCAAUGAUAGUACCGACGUGGACAACUGGUCAGACGAUCCCGGAUGGAGUUUAUGACUACAAACCGCCAAGACUUGAGAGUAUGCCUGACCCUACAAAAGACAGUCUUUUCAUGUUCCUAGUGGUUGGAUGUCCUGUAAUAUUUUUCGUGUUGGUCUGCUCAUGCGUGUUUUGCUGCGUAAGGAGCUGCAGAAAGAAGAGGCGGCAGAGAAAGGUUGUGAUUGUCGCGGCAACGCCCGCCGCACCUACUUCGCCACCUAAGUGA
Molecule: messenger RNA, 795 nt
Organism: Colletotrichum abscissum
Lineage: Eukaryota; Fungi; Ascomycota; Sordariomycetes; Glomerellales; Glomerellaceae
Exons: 2
Coding region: 1-795 (264 amino acids)
Source: RefSeq, a predicted model, not a curated record